This is a messenger RNA of Bombina bombina (fire-bellied toad), 1046 nucleotides long. RefSeq names its product IMP U3 small nucleolar ribonucleoprotein 4 (gene IMP4). The coding region runs from base 126 to 1001 and encodes 291 amino acids. NCBI's taxonomy places the organism in Eukaryota, Metazoa, Chordata, Amphibia, Anura, Bombinatoridae. Gene Ontology annotation, cellular component: small-subunit processome; nucleolus; Mpp10 complex. The record is from RefSeq and is a predicted model, not a curated record. Gene Ontology annotation, molecular function: rRNA primary transcript binding; snoRNA binding. The transcript has 9 exons. Gene Ontology annotation, biological process: rRNA processing.
CAGCCAAUCACAGAAGCCGCGUUUGGAAAGUCAGAGGACUCCACGUGAGUUGUCAGGAAAAGAGCGAGAACGAUUUAAGCGGAUCAGUGAAACAUACCGAGCGUGGGAAAGUACCUGCCGCUGCUAUGCUGCGCAGAGAGGCCCGUCUCCGGCGGGAGUAUUUGUACAAGAAGGCAAAGGAGGCGAAGUUGCACAGCAUCGAGGAUAAAAAGCAGCGGCUAAAGAAAGCAUUAGAAGAAAACCGACUUAUUCCCACCGAGAUCCGAAAAGAAGCGUUGACCUUGCAGAAGCAGAUUGAGUUUGAUGACGAAGGAGGUGAAGGUGUCUCCUCCUAUGUGGAUGAUGAAUACAGGUGGGCAGGUGUAGAAGAUCCGAAAAUAAUGAUAACAACAUCAAGGGACCCCAGCUCACGUCUUAAAAUGUUUGCCAAGGAAAUGAAGCUGGUGUUCCCUAACGGUCAGCGCAUGAACAGAGGAAAGCAUGAGGUCGGUGCGCUAGUGCAGGCGUGCAAGGCAAAUGAUGUCACAGAUCUCAUCAUUGUGCAUGAACAUAGAGGCAUGCCAGAUGGGCUAAUUGUGUGUCACCUUCCGUUUGGACCUACCGCAUAUUUUACACUUUGCAAUGUUGUUAUGCGACACGACAUCCCCGAUUUGGGCACUAUGUCUGAAGCUUAUCCACAUCUCAUCUUUCACAAUUUCUCUUCACGGCUAGGCCAGAGGGUCUCAAAUAUUAUGAAAUAUUUGUUCCCAGUACCCAAAGACGAGAGCAGACGGGUGAUCACAUUUGCUAAUCAGGAUGACUAUAUCUCCUUCAGGCACCAUGUUUACAAAAAGACAGAUCACCGAAAUAUCGAGCUGUCUGAAGUAGGACCCCGUUUUGAAAUGAAAUUGUACAUGAUAAAGCUGGGCACGCUGGAGAACGAGAAUACAGCAGAGGUAGAAUGGCGCUGGCAUCCGUAUACUAACACGGCAAAGAAGAGGAAAUUUCUCAGUGUUGAAUAAUGUUUUUUUUGUAAUGUGUAAAUAAAGUUUUCUUUUCUAAACUAA